Messenger RNA from Tripterygium wilfordii, 3926 nucleotides. Its product is annotated as protein SMG7-like. The record is from RefSeq and is a predicted model, not a curated record. Gene Ontology annotation, biological process: nuclear-transcribed mRNA catabolic process, nonsense-mediated decay. The transcript is spliced from 8 exons. Lineage: Eukaryota; Viridiplantae; Streptophyta; Magnoliopsida; Celastrales; Celastraceae. Gene Ontology annotation, molecular function: telomeric repeat DNA binding; telomerase RNA binding; protein binding. Gene Ontology annotation, cellular component: telomerase holoenzyme complex. The coding region runs from base 276 to 3191 and encodes 971 amino acids.
CAGAAAACUUAUCAACGACUUCAACACCCACACGUCAAACCACGCAAAUCCUAAUUUAAUCCCAAAUCGCUCUUUCAAUUGCACCAAACCCUAGAUCAUUCAUCAAUCUCUCCGACUUUCUCUCAUGCUCUCCGCUUUCUCGCCAUUCUUUGGGAUUCGCGAUUCCACCGCUGGAUCCUCGCCGAUCUGAUUCGUUGUGUGACAGGUCAAAUGCUACAUAUUGCAACCAAAACUACUUUUUUCAUGGAGGAACUUGAAGACGUGUAUUUCUAUAGAUGAUGACGAUAAUGAUGGAUAAUUCACCGGAUCUUUCAUCAGGAGAGCGCGCCCAACGCCUUUACAACAAGAAUGUUGAGUUGGAUAACAAGCGUCGAAGGUCAGCCCAGGCCAGAAUUCCAUCAGAUCCUAAUGCCUGGCAACAGAUGCGAGAAAAUUAUGAAGCAAUUAUCCUUGAAGAUCAUGCUUUUGCUGAACAACAUGAAAUAGAGUAUGCUUUGUGGCAGUUGCAUUACCGCCGUAUUGAGGAGCUACGAAGACACUUCAAUGCUGCUGUUGCUCCCACUGGUUUAGCCACAUCUCAGCGUGGGAAAGUUUCCACCCGACCUGAGCGAAUUGCAAAAAUUCGUUCCCAGUUUAAGAACUUUCUUUCUGAAGCAACAGGAUUUUAUCAUGAUCUUAUGCUCAAAAUCAAAGCAAAGUAUGGUUUACCUCUGGGAUAUUUCUCUGAUGAUCCAGAGACUCUAAUAAUUGUCUCUAAAGAUGGAAAUAAAUCCACCGAGAGAAAGAAAGGGCUUGUUUCUUGUUACCGUUGUCUAAUUUACUUGGGUGAUCUUUCGCGUUAUAAAGGCUUAUAUGGGGAAGGUGAUUCAAAGACUAGAGAUUUUGCAGCAGCAUCAAGUUACUAUAUGCAAGCUUGCUCACUUUGGCCUUCAAGCGGCAAUCCUCAUCACCAGCUUGCGAUAGUGGCUUCCUACUCUGGGGAUGAAUUGUUGCCAAUAUAUUGCUACUUCCGGAGUUUGGCAGUUGAUAACCCAUUUCCAACUGCUAGGGAUAACUUAAUUGUUGCAUUUGAAAAGAAUCGUCAGAGCUUUUUCCUGCUUUUGGAUGAUGCCAAUGGUACAUCAAUGAAGAGUGCACCAACGCAGAUGAAUGUGAAAGAAAAAGGAAGAGUUGGGGCAACAACCUUGAAUGAUAGUAAAGUGGAAGCUAGUUCUGUGAAAGAAAAUUCAUCUCGUAAGCCCAAAGGUUUUAAAGCUUUCAGCAUUGGAUUUGUGCGACUAAAUGGCAUCCUCUUUACACGCACGAGCUUGGAGACUUUUGGGGAAGUAUUCUCUAUGGUUAGAGGUGAUUUGAUUGAGCUUCUCUCAUCAGGGCCUGAAGAAAACUACAAAUUUGGUUCAGGUGCUGCAGAUAUAGGAAUUCUCAUUGUUAGACUUAUAGCCAUUCUCAUAUUCACAGUGCAUAAUAUGAGUCGAGAAGUUGACAAUCAAUCCUAUGCUGACAUUUUACAACGUUCAUUUCUACUCAAGAAUGCUUUUACUUCUGUCUUUGAGUUUACGGGGCUCAUUGUCAAGAGAUGUCUACAACUGCUUGAUGCUUCUGAAAGCUCGCUAUUGCCUGGUGUGCUGAUAUUUAUGGAGUGGUUAGCAUGUCAUCCAGAUAUUGCAGCUGGAAGUGAAGUAGAGGAAAAGCAAGCUGCUGCACGAUCAUUUUUUUGGAACAACUGUGUCUUACUUAUGAAUAAGCUCUUGUCCAAUACAAUCAUUUCAAUCGAGGACAACAAAGACGAAACAUGUUUUUUCAACAUGAGCAGAUAUGAUGAGGGUGAAACUGGGAAUCGGCUUGCAUUAUGGGAGGACUUUGAGUUAAGAGGAUUCCUUCCCCUUGCUUCUGCGCAAUCAAUUAUUGAUUUUUCAAGGAAGCAGUCCCCUGGAAGUGAUGGUAUUGGAAAGGCAAAGAGAGCUCGUCUUCAGAGGAUUAUAUCAGCUGGAAAGGCUCUUGUAAGUGUUGUUCAGGUUGGGCAGCAAAGCAUGUACUUUGAUUCAAGGGGGAAGAAAUUUUCUGUUGGUGUUGAGCCUGAAAUAGCUGAUUAUGAGCUGAUUGAUUCUUUUGAAGCUCCUGUUUCAAAUGGUUUGGUGGAAGAACAUUCAGGUAAGCAGAAAAUGGGUUUGGGACUUUUACAGUCGAAGUCACAGUUACAUAUGGAUGGAGAAGAAGAGGAUGAAGUCAUUGUUUUCAAACCCACUUUGCCAAUGCCUUCUGAGAUUAUUGGGUGUUCUUCUAAUGCUUUGCAGGGUGAUAUAGGAAGUUCUGCUGGUACCAUUUCGGCUCCCCAUAGCCAUAAUGGUAGUUUCAUGAUGAACGUUUCUGAUGCAAACGGUUGGCCAACUGCAUCUCUUUCUACUAUUCCAUUGCCUUUGCAACCAAUCCAACCUAGUACUUCAAAGUGGCUGAGGGAGUCUGAAAUUCCCAUUGCAAAUGGGUUAAACAAUUUGAAUUUGUCGGAGAAUGGGCUUGCCAUGAAGCAUAGGUUGCAAGAAUAUGUUGGAGUUAUGCAGCCUACUGCAGCUUCUCUUCCCCUCCCACUCUCCGUGGAUCUCAUUUCGCGCAAUGGGUUUUCUGGUCAAGUUUCGGAUUCUAUAAUACCAUCUAAACGUGAUUCUGUCUUGCCAUCAGAACAAAGUUUUGAUGGUCUGCACAUGAAGUCAUCAUCAGCCUUGCCUGCAGUUGCCAGAAAGAAUCCUGUUAGCCGUCCAGCUCGUCGUGUUGGUCCUCCUCCUGGCUUUAGCCCUGUUCCCCCAAAACCUGUAAAUGAGUCCCUGUCUGGUAUUAGUGUGGAUGGCAAUAUGCAGAUGGAUGAUUAUAGCUGGCUAGAUGGAUAUCAGCUGCCGUCAUCAACAAAAAGCAUGGGGUUUACAAAUGCUACCAAUCACACAGCUCAAUCAUCCUAUCAUGUGAAUGUGAACAACAGCAUGACAGGAUCUACAAGCUUUCCGUUCCCUGGAAAACAACUCCCAAAUAUGCAACCUCAACUGGAAAACCAUAGAAUUCUGCAGGAGUACCAGAUUCCUGAUCAUCUGAAGCUAUACCAAGAGCAGCAGCAGCAACUUGGCAAAACAAUGCAGCAACCUAUGCCGCUGCCAGAGCAGUUUAAGGGAGUUCCUCCUCGGGAAGGUCGUUUCUUUGUGUGAGAUCAUUAUGAAGACAUAUAUGAAUCUUUUGCAGUGAAGAUCCUGCAGACUGGCACGACCUGAUUCAGUCUUUGCCUUUGCAACCCUGCCAAAUAUGAAGUAGUUUUUGUUGGAUAAUCUUGGUGUUGCGGGCAUCUGCCACCAAAUUGCUUCUGCCGAGCUUUCCAGUUGCAGUGAAUGGUGGUUGUGACCGUGUUAGGGUUUGAAAAUGUGGCACUUAAGAUGAUACAUCACCUUUCUGAAUGGGUGGGUUGCCCAUAUAGUGUCUUGGAAGCAUUGGGCAGUUGGUCAUUGUUUGCUACCUGGCGAAAUGAAAAGAAACAGUAGAUUCUUACUUAAACGGGAGGUGAAGGCAUGUCGAAGGGGAAUGGCAUUACGCUUAUAUGGUCAAUUGCAAUGACUGCUGUUACUGGCAGAUGAGUACUAAAGGUAGAGAGUCAUCAGGGCAGCUUGUGAGCCUGCCUUGGAGUUUCCUCAAAGAUCAAAUUUGGAAUGUUAGUGGAAAAAGGUCUGGUUCAUGUGAAGUUAAGACUUGGGAUGUCAAAUGGUAUUAAGUAUGCGAGCAGAUACGCAUUAUGCUAUUUAAAUUUUUUCCAGUUAAUCUGGAUUACUCGUGCUGCAACGAUGCGUUGUGUGAACUUAUUAGGCUGUGCGUGUUAUUGUUGUUCUUUACUUUGAACUCUUGGUCAUUUGUUUAUGGUAAGGUUGUUUAUGGAACCCUUGUACCUUUUCUUA